AGCAAAGAAACAAAAGCUUCUUCCAAAGUAGAUGGAGGGGGGGGGUGGAGGCGGAGAAAUCGGGCUGGAAGAAAAGGAACGAACGUUGCGACUGAAAAGUUAUUCGUGCACCUGUUGUCCACUCUUUCCUUUUCUCUCUCUUUCUCCCUCCCCCCCCCCCCCCAAUUAAGUACAGGACGCCGUUUUCUUCCCGUCCCCUAUCGGGCGCUGGUAGAUGAAAGGAUAUCCGAGGUGAAAUAAGAGAGCCCCAGAAACUGAGCAAGGAAGCUCGGCGUUGCGUUUUGCUCGUCACCCAACUGGCACUCCGGGCUCUGUAGAUGAUCCGGCUGAAACUCACCCUUGAAGGAGGCAGGGACGCAAAGCCGCAACUCCCGGCUUGGUUGUCUUACCCCGGAAACCGGUUAGCUCCAUUUCCAGAGCAGCUCGCAGAGUGAAGGGGUCGAAGGUCCCGGGAGGGACAAAAAGUCAACUUGCGUCUCGCGAUUCUGUUCGAAAGAAGUCCAUCGCAGGGGGUGGAUGUUGUCGGUUGAGCCAGGAGAAGAGACUAGUGCAGCAAAGCGGCUGACUAGACGGAAGGGAAAGUGAAACCAGAAGCCCCCUGCGUCGAUGCCGCAUCUCUCCAUCCUUCGGAAGCAGGAAAGUUAGCCCAGUGCGUGUGUCUUUAAGAGCCUGGUAGUUGGCUCCUGGUUUUGCCGAAAGCGCGCAAAUAAGGCAGAGGAAUGUCAGCCCUCGGCCAAGUGUCCGCAGCACGGUCACUAGGCAAAAAGAGCAGGGUAGCUGGCUAGGCACCGAGUUCGCCCAGCUCGCCCACGCCCGCUCUUUCUUUUUGAUGGGGUUUCUUUCUCGAGGGGGCUGCCCUUCACCCGGCGCUGCGAGAGAACUUCUUUAGUCGGUCUCUCAAGCACACACGCCCCCCACGGGCCCGGCCAGGUGCGGGAGCACAAGCCAUGGAGGUUUUUGUCUGCCCCUCUUGCCGCUUUCCUUUGUGGGAGCCGGUGACCGUGUCGUGCGGCCAUUCCUUCUGCAGAAGAUGUCUGGGGGAAGAUUCGCCUUCCAAGUGCUGCGUUUGUGGGGACAAGCUCGUCCUCCUGGGUUCGAGAACUGUGCAGUGCAGCGUCGUGCUCUGUGACUUGCUGGGAAAAUGCUUGGAUAAAGAGACUAGCGUGGCCAGGCUGAAAGUCGACUUGGACGACCUGCUCAGGAGCGGAAAACAUGAGGGGGCAUUGAAAACCCUUCAGAAAGGAGUUGGCUUGGCUCCAGACGAUCUUGAACUGAGAAUGUGCCGUUCAGAAGUGUAUGUCGCUUUGCAGCAAUAUCCAGAGGCCCUGAAGGAUUUGGAAAUGCUGUGCAUUCAACAACCAGAAGGAUGUGAAGGUUUUUUCCAGAAGGGAAAGGUACUCCUGGCAAUAGGACACAAAUCUGAAGCCCUGCAGCAGUUCCAACAUUGCCUCAGACUGAAUUCCAAAUUCUAUGCUGCUAAGUAUGAGAUAGAAAAGAUUCUCACAAAUGAUGACUACCUUCUUCCAGGCACUGUUGCAAAACUAAAGAGUGCUGUCAGUCAGAACUUGAAAGAGUCAAAUUCAGGGAAAGACCCAACUUUACUUGUGCCUUCUGAAGGAGAGUCGCUACAGGAUAUAAAGCAAAGCCAAGAAGUUUGGCAGGAAGAAACUAUGUCUGGCCAGAACCUGGCAUCACUUUCCCUGCCAGAGUGGUUGUGGAAGAAAUCUAACUCUGGUGUUUCUGUAAAAAAGGAGGAAGAUAUUGAGAAGGGAGCAACAGCAGAAACAACAGGAGCCAAAUCCACACAGGACAUUAGGAGCCUCUUGAGUACAUCAGACCUGGAAUGUUCUCUUUGCAUACGUAUGUUCUUUGAGCCUGUGACGACGCCUUGUGGCCAUACCUUUUGCAAAGAGUGUGUGGAGCGUAGCCUAGACCACAGGCCCAACUGCCCACUUUGCAAACAGAGCCUGAGAGAGUACCUGAAGGCUCGGAAAUACAGUACCACAGUAGUUUUGGAGAAGCUCAUGUCAACCGUCUUUCCAUCGCAGUUGGCAGACAGGAGGCAGAUCUACCAGACUGAGAUGGCUGAACUUUCCAAUCUGACCAAGAAUAUCCCUAUCUUUGUGUGCACGCUAGCCUUUCCAGGCAUUGUGUGUUCCCUUCAUGUGUUUGAGCCUCGCUAUCGCCUUAUGAUUCGAAGGUGUCGGGAAACUGGCACGAAGAUGUUUGGCAUGUGUAUGUCUGAGAAUGGGAAGAGUUUUGCUGAUUAUGGCUGCAUGUUGGAGAUUCAGAAAAUAGAUUUUCUUCCUGAUGGACGGUCUUUUGUAAACACCACAGGCAAACGGAGGUUUCAGGUUUUGAGACGAGGGCACAAAGACGGUUACAACACUGCAGAUAUUGAAUACCUGGAAGAUAAAAAGGUGGAAGGAGAAGAACUGACUGAGCUCCAGAAUUUGCAUGACUGCACAUAUGAGCUAUCACAGAGGUUUUAUGAAAAUGGGUACAUGACUUUUAGGCACAGCUUGAUGUACUAUGGCCCCAUUCCUGAGAAAGAGGAGGAUAUACAGGCGUCUCCUGAUGGACCAGCUUGGUGCUGGUGGCUUAUAUUAACCUUGCCCCUUGACGUGACCCGAAAGUUGGCUAUCUUUUCUGACACAUCCCUGAAGAGCCGACUCACUCAGCUGAAGAAUAUUCUGAAUGUCAUUUUGGAAAGCAGCAAAUUCAAUAGUUAGCUCUCCAGCAUCAUACUGGGAAGAAAGCUAUGGCACAAAAGGAGCAAAUUAAUUGUGUGCUGUAUCCUCCACCAUUUUUCUUGGUGGGGCUAGUAAAGUAAAGCCUUACUUUUUGGGUUUUCUUUUUGUUCUCUGUGUGAGCAUACGGUUUUUGCUAUAGACCUGACCCUACCAAUAGGCAAUGAAUCAGUAAACUGAAACAGUAGCAUGUUCCAUUAAUGUUGGUGCACCAUCCACAGAGACUCUUUAAUUGACAUUGUUAGGCACAAAAGGCAGCAAAUCUAGAAGUGGAAUUUAUCAAGGUGACUGACUGGCCUACCUGCCUUGCACUAGAUGAAGAAACAGCAGCUUCCUCAGGCAAAAAGCACAGAGUCCUAGGUCUUGGAUCUUACAAAUGAAGUUUGUGCAUGCUAAAUUGCUAGAAAAGAAAUCUUUAGAAAAGGU
Molecule: messenger RNA, 3176 nt
Organism: Heteronotia binoei (common prickly gecko)
Lineage: Eukaryota; Metazoa; Chordata; Lepidosauria; Squamata; Gekkonidae
Product: LON peptidase N-terminal domain and RING finger protein 1-like
Exons: 12
Coding region: 948-2732 (594 amino acids)
Molecular function (GO): protein binding
Source: RefSeq, a predicted model, not a curated record